This is a messenger RNA of Cladocopium goreaui, 1383 nucleotides long. The record is from the annotation of a GenBank genome assembly. NCBI's taxonomy places the organism in Eukaryota, Dinophyceae, Suessiales, Symbiodiniaceae.
AUGGUGCUGGCACUUUUGAUAAGGUCUCCACUAGCUUGCUUGGCUUCGAGGUUCUCACACUGCACGCAGCAAGGUCAGAAGAACCCAAAUUCCUCACAAGAUUUGGGAACAGAGAACCAUAUUCCAAGCUCACCUUUCGUGGUUUCCGCUAUUUCUGUACGGGCGGUCAGUGGUUCCUCCCUGUGUGUCUUUUCAGGGCUGACCGAGAUGGACCCUCAGUGGGGGGACGCCAACUUCGCCGAGGUCCACAGCAAGCUCUACGACGAAAUCAUGAGUUCCAUCGACCUGGUCUUCGCGCACUUCAGCGAUGGAGUUCGAGGACUUCCGGCGGAACGCCUCGGGCAGGCCAUGCGGAUCCUGGGGAUGAACCCCACGGAGGAUCAGGAUCUUUGGCCGCAGAUAGGGCUUUUGGGUUUUGAGGAAAUCGUCUGCAAACACUUGGCAGAUCUUGGUCGCCCAAAGUACAUCGACCAAGCGACGUUUCACCGUUUCAUCCAGGACGAAUUGACAAAGUAUCUCGAACAGGUUCAGGCUGUGGUUGACUGUUUGAAGCAAUAUGAUACGGACAACAAGGGCACCUUGUCCACUGAAGAAGUUCAAGCAGCGAUCAGAGGAAGUGAGCUGAGCCAGAAGAAGCUUCAGGCAAGUGUCGCAAAGAUGCCAAGUAACAGUAAAGGUCAGCUGGAUAUUGUGGAGCUGGCAACGUGUUUUCUGGAGCUGGGUGACUCUGAGGACAUGCUUGAGCCAUCGGAGGCAGAGAAAGAGAGAGCAUCUGCGAGUGAAGCAGAUAGCAAAGCAGUCAAAAUUCAGGUGGUCAAGGAUGCCGUAUCAGCUGAUGCCGAGGCAGGCACAACCGAUGAACAAUGCAGAGAGACCCGAGCUGCUGAGGAGAGCGCCAGUGGCCCAGCAGCCUACAGCACGAUGUUCAACGAUGUCAUCGCUUCCACGAACGCGGUCUUCAGAUAUUUCUCCCAGCCUUCUGGAGUUCCCGCGGAACGACUUGGACAUGCCAUGGCUAUUCUUGGGAUGAACCCCACGGAAGAUGAGGUCAAAAAGCAUUUGGCAGAUCUCGGUGGUCCAAAAUACAUUGACCAAAAGAUGUUUCACCGUUUCAUAGAGGAGGAAUUGGGAAAGCUGAUUCCGAAAGUUCAGGAAUUGCUCGACUAUCUAAAGCAGUUCGACACGGACGGUAAAGGCGCAUUGUCAGAGGAAGAGCUGCAAGAAGUGAUGAGAGGAAGUGAGCUGAGCCAGGACAAAGUCCAGGCCAGGUGGGAGCUGCACCGUGGAAUUUGGAGGUUGUCAUUCUUUAAAGUUUGUCACAAGACUGCAAAGCCAAUCCUGGUCAUUCCAUACAUAACUGGUUUACGCAUGCUUAGACUUUAG